This is a messenger RNA of Penicillium verhagenii, 375 nucleotides long. RefSeq names its product 4a-hydroxytetrahydrobiopterin dehydratase. Gene Ontology annotation, molecular function: 4-alpha-hydroxytetrahydrobiopterin dehydratase activity. Gene Ontology annotation, biological process: tetrahydrobiopterin biosynthetic process. The coding region runs from base 1 to 375 and encodes 124 amino acids. NCBI's taxonomy places the organism in Eukaryota, Fungi, Ascomycota, Eurotiomycetes, Eurotiales, Aspergillaceae. The record is from RefSeq and is a predicted model, not a curated record. The transcript has 3 exons.
AUGGCUUCCAACACUCCUGCACCGCGCUUUGCGGAGGGUGAAGACCCACAGCAAUUGACUUCCGACACGAUCACACUCCAGCAACAAGGCUGGGCACUGGAUUCUGAGGGGAUGGGAGUUACCAAGACCUUCCACUUUAAGAGCUAUUUCAAAGCCGUGGCAUUUCUCAAUAUGAUUGCGGCCGAGAGCUCGGUCAAGAAGCAUCAUCCCACUAUGACAAUUCGGUUCGGUUCCGUCGAUGUCCACUGGACCACGCAUCACCCGCGCGGCCUCACCCACAAGGACAUUGCUUUGGCUCAACACUGUGAUGCUGGAGCUGGAGUCAUCGGGGCUGUUGAGCCUGGUCAGGGACUGAAAUGCGGACCAGAGAAGUGA